Molecule: messenger RNA, 9165 nt
Organism: Mycena citricolor
Lineage: Eukaryota; Fungi; Basidiomycota; Agaricomycetes; Agaricales; Mycenaceae
Source: the annotation of a GenBank genome assembly
GACACUUCUCAAUUGGUACACCCGACGUGCUGCUCAUGUCGAGGCCCCCUGCUUUAGACUCCAGUGUCGAGGAGCACCUCCAAUUAUCAGCAUUCAAGGCCAAAUUCGAUGUCACGGACUUCGUGGGGAAUGUUUCCGAGAAACUAAUCGCGCAGUCUAAGAGUAGCGCCGGCCCAUUUGACCCUACCCCCUUCAUCAGCACCUUCGAAGCAGCUGUCGACAAGCUCAUCGCUGUGCGUAAAGAUGUGCAGGCCAAGACCGAGCAGAUGGAGAAGGGUGUGCGCGUUUCGGAGAGAGAGUACUCGAAGAAGAUGGCUGAUCUUAACCGGGGCUUCGAGACUGUUGGCAACUCGUUCUCUGGCAUGGAAAGCCGCAUGAACGAAGUAAGCAGUACAGCUGUCCGGAUCGGGGAGCAACUAGAGUCGGUGCACAUCGAGCGACAACGCGCCCAGGCAGCAUACGAUUUGAUCGACUUCUAUGUUCAAUUCUCGCGGGGGGACACGACUAAACUGGAUGCACUGCGAAAGGAGGGCAGGGCAGGCAGGAGACAAGUUGCUGUGCUUCUGAGGAGACUGAAUACGGUCGCCAAAGAAGUUGAUCUCCCCUCUGCGGACAAGACCCGCGAGAACAUUGAAAAGUAUUGCGAGAAGUUUGAGAAGGAGAUGCUGAACCUAUUCGACCGAUGCUAUAGACGAGGUGAUCCCAAGAUGAUGCAUCACUGCGCCCAAACUCUGCUCGAAUUCAACGGCGGCAAUUCUUGUGUGCAGGUGUAUGUCAACCAGCAUGAUUUUUUCAUCAACAAUGUGCGAGAAACCAAGCCUGCGGAGGACACAUUACUGUGGAUGGAAUGCACUGCCAGAUCCAGACACUAGUCCACCGAAAUCAGAAGUAGGACUGGAGGAAUUGUUCGCGGAGAUCCGAAACACUGUCGACACUGAGGCUCAGAUCGUGAAAGCCGUUUUCCCAAAUCCUCCAGUUGUGAUGCAAGUUUUCUUGCAACGUGUGUUUGCACAAUCGAUCCAACAACACAUGGAGCAACUGUUGCACAGAGCAAGCACGAUAUCCGAGUUGGCGUUCCUUCGCGUGCUACAACUCGUGCAUAUACAGGCCGCGAUACUCGUUGAAGAUCUUAAAGCUUAUGAGCUGCCAACGGUGGCGUCGAAGAGCAGCUUCGAGACAUCGGAAUUCCGACGUAGCCUGAUCGGGUCAGCAGCACAGGCUACAGGGACGUCAGCGACAGUGAGUACGAUGCUGGAGAGUGCGAUGGAAGAGCUUUUCGUGCCGUACACCGAGGGACAGCGCUAUCUAGAGAGGGAGAGCCGAAGUCUGGGGCCACUGUAUGCGAGUCUGUUGACCAAGUUCACCCGAUAUCACGCCAGGACACAAAAAGCUGGCAAGUCGUCUAUGUUUGGGUUGGUGGUGAACCAGCUCAGUGCGGCGGCGGCUACCACUUCAUCGACUGGCUCCGCUACGACGUCUGCCCAGGCUGCUGCAGUCCUAAUGCGUAUAGGAGGAAUCAAUGCUGCCCAGAAACCGUCACAAGAUAAAGCAGGCGAAGAACCGAUUCUCGAAGAAGAUGGGCUUUUGGUUGUCGACACGGCGGAGACCAUGCUCAAGUGGCAUGCAGAAGCCGUCGGCCGCUGUGUCGAGCUCAGUCCGGCUGGUGAUGUUGCAAAGCAGACUUUUGCGCUCAUGCGAGUGUUGUCCGAGGCAAUUGGGACCGCUUAUGUGGAAGCAGCCAUCGAAACGGCCCAGGCUCGCAUUGAAGCUGAACCCAAAGCUGAGCUCAAUCUGCAGUACCUGAUGGUGCUCAGGCAAGUGGACCUGAUCUGCCAUUUGUGGCAGCAGUACGUCAACACCGCGUUGCUGCCGCUCGCCAGCUCCUCGGUCACUGUCCGCCGUGAGAUGGUCCUAUACAACAACCAGACUCUGGGACGCCUGGAGGGCGCAGCAAACACACUUACACAGCGGUUAACGGACUCAAUCGUCACGACACUGACCGCUCAUCUGGCGAAACAAAACAAGAAUGACUUCCGGCCUCGAAACGACGACCUGUCCUUCGCUCGAGUGAACACAGAACCCUGUGUCGCCUGUUGCGAAACCUUGGAGAAAGUGCGCGACGCAGCCAAGCAAAGCAUGAGCGGGAAGAAUCUGGAGGUGUUCCUGACUGAAGUCGGGGUCUCGUUCCAUACCAUGCUCCUACAGCACCUCCGAAAGUUUACCAUCAACGACACCGGUGGGCUGAUGCUCGCCAAGGACCUCAAGUCGUACCAGGAUACGAUCGCGACCUUUGGCAUCCCAGCCCUUCACGAACGCUUUGAGUUUAUUCGGCAGCUCGGGAACAUUUUCCUCGUCAGACCGGACAUUCUCAAAUCAUACAUCGCGGAGAACUACCUCGGCAGGGUCGAUCCUGCUUUACUCAGGCCGUAUGUUGCGCUGCGCAGUGACUGGGGCCAGUUUGAGAAGGACUGGGCCGAUGGCUCCGAAGAUGCGGCGGGUCGUGGGAAAGGAUUUAAAGACCGCUUUGGUCGGUUGAGCGUGAUGAUGAAAGAGCUCGAAGGUCUCAAGCAGGAGGGAAUGAAACUAGGCGAGAAUCUUCCUGCGAUGCCAACCAUCCCAAUGGGUGGAUUCGCGGGCGGGUUCUCUCUCACAUCCAGAUUCGGUUGAAGUCGUGUUUGUAUUUCUGUUGUACAUCCACCAGCAAGAGUGCUGGCUGGUCUCAGUGUUUAGGUCAAAGCAGAUGGAUGAAACGUGACUUGCGUUCUGCAUAAGCGUCGGCUAGCUUCACGUCCGCUUCCUUUGUUGAGCCGUGCCCACCUUCGGGUCAGGACAGAAAGUCGAAUCCUUGGAAUGGUGGGAAACAGAGUUCUCAGAUGCAUCAGAGGUGCUGGCCCGAGAGCGUUUUGUCAUGCUCUGAGCGCGGAAAUGGUGAUGCAUCCGUCCCCUCGUCUUCAGUAAUCGAAAUGUUUUCUGAAUGCGAAUCACUAUCCGCACCAAUAAUUGGAAACGACCUCACGACUUUUGAUGUGCUGAUGAUCGAUGUACCUAGUCCGGCUUCACUACACAGCCUGGGGCCGCCAUCCUUCGAAAAUGACCCAUCUCGGAACCUCCCAGACCACGUUGCAUCGGCACGCUGAAUGCUAUCGAUGCCCCACUUCGAAAUAAACUCACCCCUUCUUUCUUCCCAUCCACCUCUGCACGAUGUACCACCCGAGUCCCAAUCAGAAUCCGUUGUAUAGUCCGAACCGUGCUUCCUUCUCACCUGACGGGCGGCGAAGCCCCAAUCCGCAGGGGAUGGGAAACCUCAGCGGCGGGAUCGAGGGACGCCGCAGUCCGAUCCCGAUGGCCAAUCCGAUAGGCAUGGGGAUGGGCGCCGGAGGGAUGGGUAUGGACCUCGGCCGGCGCAGCCCCAAUCCCAUGCACCAGCCGUUGCCGGUCAGUAGCGGCAUGGGUAUCGGUGCAGGCAUGGGCAUGGGCAUGGGCAUGGGUGGCGGUUCGAUUCCCAACAGUCUCACUGCCAAUGGCAUGGGCGGUGGGAGCGGCUUCGAAGUGGAACGCGCGACUCCAUCCCGUCCGUCGUCGGCGAUGGGACGGCCGGUUCAAGAUCAGGGCGCUGGCUACAGCACAGAGAACAUCUUCCGCGAAGUGACAUCGCGCUUGAUUGGAGCCAAGACCCGUCCCGCGAGCGUUUCUGGGCGAAUCCCUCUGGAUACCAGCAGCCUAGUUUUGUUCUUCCGAUCCAAAACCAACGCGGCACACUCACUCGAUUUCCCUAUCGAUCUCGAAUAUGGGAAUCCGCCUCCCGCACUCGACGUCCUGAUCGCCUCCUGUAAGCGAACGCAAGCCGCCGGAUACGACGGAGCGGUGUACGACACCUUGCACUACCCGUCGACAUUGCCGCUCACUCCAUCGCUGGAGCUCGCGAACCACCCCAUCAUCGAUGCCGUCCGUAACACACUGUUCCCCUCCCUUCCGGUUGGCCACCACCUUGUUGCACGCCGCGACCAUCUCGAGGUCCUUCUCGCUGGGGGCCACAGUCCGCCGGAGCGAGGCACCUCCCGUGCGGAUGGUCGCGUCGCCACGCUCAGCAUCACUCUCCCUGCCCGCUUCCAGGGCGGGGCGCUUUCCAUCCGGGAUCUAGACGGGCACAUGGAACGUCUACUCAGUGCUGCCCCCAACAAUGAGCUGGAAUGGACUGCGUGGUUGUCUGAUGCCGAGGUCGAGGUCGAGCCUGUGGUCAAAGGAUGCCGCAUGGCCCUGCAUUAUGCUUUGUUCGCUCUCUCCUUCGCAGCACCAGCUCCGGGACUGUUUGUUCCCAGCCAACCGUUCAUGGAUCUCCUGCCGCCGGUGCUGCAGAUGGCUCGAGGGCGGAAGGUCGCUUUCCUGCUCAGUCACGACUAUGAGUCGGUCGAUCCAUCGGUUUCUAUCGCAGAGAGUCUCGUUCCCUAUUUGAAAGGAGGGGAUUCAGUGCUUUACACCGCACUAAAGACAUACAGACUUGCUCCUGCGUUGCACUGGAGCGCCGGAGGCUACAUCUGGCCCGUGGACCACGCCGUCGAGCUCUUCAACGACGGCGCCGAUGGUCUCCCCUCGGUUCCAGGCGGCUUCAACGCGGGUCGUCCCCCCAGGGCUGCAGGUGGCACCUUCAGUGCUUUGCAAGCCAAAGUAGAGGCCAGCGGAGCGGUCCCUUUCGCUGCUGCCGAGGUCACGCUUCUGACCGAUUACCGCUCGCCAGAAGGCUCCCAAGUUGGGAAAUCCAGAGUGUACUUCGUUCAGGAAGGAUUGCUGGAGAAACUGGUGGUAAAUGUCCUCAUUGUCGCAUAUGUUCCGUAGGCAGGCUCGUCAUGAAUCGGAUGGAAUGUAUUUUUACCUGUAAUGACACUCAAAAGAUUGCACCAAAUAUACUUGGACUACAUUUCUGAAAUGCAAGACGUAUGUAACUUCGAUGCCAUCCAUAUAGAGUGCAAGGCACAUGAAAUUAUGGCCGAACCAGCUGUCCUACUUGGUCAUCGGGACCGCACCGCCGCUGGAUACGUAAAAAUGCUCGAUCUCACUCGCCUCUGAAUUCCGGGCGCCGUUUCUGUUUGAAUGCCUCCAAUGCUUCAAGCCGAUCCCGCGUGGGGAUGAGGAGGUUGUAGGUAGCACGCUCGAAAUCAAGGCCUGUUGAUGAUGAGCCUUGGAUGGAAAGUAAGACAACAGGUCGAAGCACCUGUCUCCAGAGGCAGAUCUUCCGAGCGAGUGAUAGCCAAUUUCGCUGCCCGCACAGCCAGAGGAGCUAUUCAUUGCAUGAGCGACCGAAAUACAACGUUGAGGGAAAGGCUCGCGUACCAUUACGAGCAAUCAGCUCGGCCAGGGAAGCUGCCUUGUCAAAGGCGGACGGAGCAGUGUGGUCCACCAACCCUGCCGUACGUUGAGAAAUCCGGAAAGAAACCAGCAAUCAAUCGUACCUAACCCGAGGGCGUCUGCUGCAGUCAACAGGCGGCCAGUGAAGAUCAGGUCCUUAGCCUUGCUUUGCCCAAGAAGACGCGCUGCACGUUGUGUCCCUCCUGCGCCUGGGAUGAUACCCAAUCCGACCUCUGGCAGCCCGAUCUUGCUGACCGCUUGCCCUUUACACGCGAGUGAGACGUGUCGAGCUUCCGGUAGCAAAGCUGUCCGUAGUACCUGCUAUGCGUAUAUCACAAGCCAAGGCCAGCUCCAGCCCUCCGCCCAGUGCCGGUCCGUCAAUGGCAGCGAGGGUGGGCAUGGGGAGUGCCUCGAGCAGGCCGAGGGCAGCGCGGAGACCGUUCAGGAACUCGCCAACCUGUGCGGGGGACAUGGAUCUCCGUUCUACUAGAUCCGCGCCGGCACAGAACGAGCCAGGAGCGGAGGACCGCAGGAUCACCGCGCGCACACUGGCUGGGGGGUCACCAGGGGGAGUUCGAGAAAGACUUCAUCCCGCACCUGGAGUCCGACCGCAAUGUGUCCAGACUUUCACGCAGCUCCUGUAGCGAGACAAUAUCAACCCCGGUUGCGGUCCUGCAAUCGGAUUAUGGUUCGGGUACCUUGAGAAGUGUGGUGGAAAUGGCAUUCUUGGCUUCGGGGCGGUUGAGAGACAGACAGGUGAUGUGCUCUGAGAUAGGCUCGAGAAAGGCCUGCUUGGAGUAUGCGCGUGCGAGUCGGAGCGGAACGCGCGCCGCGAGCGUGAAGCUGAACAUGACGAUGACGAGUGUGGGGAAAGCCGAUCAUGAUCGAUGGCUGAUGAUCGCUGUCAGCGACAGGCCUGAGUUAGCAGCGCGCGUACAUGAUGAUCGAUGCCCGCUAGUGCCUCUCUCACGCUCACUGCUCAUCAGGACCUCGCAUGCUGCCGCCGCGCUGAUUGGCAUGGAGCUAGGGCCAGAGGCUUCCAAGUUUCUCGAACUUCCUGACGAGAUACUCCUCCUCAUUCUAGGGGACACCGAUCUCGAGAGGGACGCGUCGUUGCUCGGUCUCGCGUCGCUUUGCAGGAGACUGCAUUUCAUCGCAUUGCCCAUCUACCUCGCUGCGCACGGCAUAGCGGACCCUGCCAAGUUCGCUGCGGUAACGAUUGAUGUUCAGACGGGGAAGGACACGCUUCUCGGGCUGCAAAGGGCGCUCUAUCUUUCCGACGUCGAACAACUUGAAAUAUCGUGUUUUCUGCCACCUGGCGUCGAACCGGACAUAUCUAUGAUUCUGCGGCACUUUCACAGGCUCAAUAGAUGCGUGGAGCAGCUCAAAUCUGUGCGACGCAUCGUUUUCGACCUCAAUAUCCCAGAGAAAGAAAAUGCUGAUCGACUCGAUACUGGAGACUUUGUCUGUUGGGCUGAGGCUUUGACCGUGGUGCUUUGCUCGAUGCUCAACGCGCGGCUUGGGUGCACUGAGCUCACCGUGCGGGGCGGGGAGUUCUUCGCGGAGGCGUGGAAAGAGCUCGAGGUCGAACCUGCCCAUCGACCGAUUCUGCUACGUCCGAUUUCCAAAGUAUUGAGCAGGGACUCUGAUGGAUGGGACUCGAACCGGUGGAGGAUAGGCAGCAAUCAGUUUGUCUCCGUGGACUUGUUGGAGGAAUGGACUGCCCUCAGAUCUUUCAGCAUCGAGUCCAGCAUAUUACUGAUCAACCCAUUCCUUGUUUGGACGCUCUCUGCCCUGCGGCUCUCUCGAAUAACAACCUUCCAGCUGAGGGGAAUCAGACUAGACUGUGCCACCUGGUCUCAAGUUUUGCGCGCUCUGGCCGCGUCUAUCCCCGUCGCGACGAGCGUCGUUUUCAUCGACCUGUACGGAAUAUCAGGCGCAGACAUCCUCCAUUUCCUCGAAAAGAUUGGCCGCCAACUUCGCCGCCUCACGCUUGGGUAUACAGAAUACAGCUUCCGGGUCCAAUCAUCAUGCCCCGACUCGGCGCCGUGCCCGAAGAUGCCGUUGCUGGAGCGUCUGCACGCUCCACUGCCCUUUGUGACACAUUUCCUGAAGAAGGCGGUCAACGUGGAGAGCCUGAAGACGCUCCGUGUUUCGCCGCGGAUGCUGAUUAGCCGGCGGUUCGGCGGAAUGCGGCACGCAGGGAAGACCGUCCUGGCGGUACUCGAUCAUCUGCGCAAGCGGAAGGCCUUGCACAAAGUCCAGAUCGAGCUCGAGAUGCAUUGCGGACCGAAGGCCGCGUGGGCAUCCGCCAUGGAAUCCGACCUACUCGAUCCGUUCCCUGCUGAGAUGACGGACGCAUUGUCUGCCGUGCGGCGGCUGGUCCUGCUCGGAGACUGGGACACGGUCCGGCCAGACGUGAAUCUGGAUAUCCUGGCCAGGUGGAUCACGCAGUUCAGUGGCGUGACUCAGAUGUCUCUGCGACCCGAAUCUGAUGCGAAACGACCGCAGAAGGCGACAGCCGCGUGGGCUAGCGCUAGCAACGCACGAUUGUUGUGCGCUCGAAAUCCGAAUGUGGAGCUGUUGGAGUUGGAUGGAAAUAUCUUUGAUACCCGCCUCGCAUCAUUCAAGCAAGCCACCGGGGACAUUUUGAUACAUAUUUCAUCUGAUUGAGCAACUGAGUGGAGGCAAAGAGGAGCAUUUGCUUGUUAUGUAUGAUCUUAAUUUGCCUUUGGACAGUUGGGACUGUUCCCGGCUCACAUUUACACCCACGUUCACGAUGAGACUCGAUUCCAAGCAAUCAAGGUCGAAUUAGAUCUUUCCAUGUCAAUCGCUGACGCCUCCAAAACAUAUGGAGUCCGUCGCGGAACUUUGAAGAUAUUCUCUGCUGGAAGAUCUAUGCUCCUGGAAAACCCACCAUACAUUAGAAUGCAGUGAAUCAAAUGGGGAUAAGCAUAGAGACAAGGGUAAGUAAAUGUGAUGAGAAGUCAGUAAAAGCGUUGUCCUAGCAACAAUAAAUGUAAUCGAAAUGGGCUCAGACGGCCGUUCCACCAUAGAAGGAAUCCGCAGUAGAGUCGCGUGGCACACCAGUUGUGUGUGCCGGGUGAGAGUAUGGAUGGGGCGAGAGCGACGGGCGGAAGUUGUCCGGUGUCACGCUGUACGCGCCAUCGUGUGUGUUCUCGGAGGGAUAGAGAUAGUCCUGCUGCCCAUUGAACGGAUUCGACGCUGCUGGCUGUGAGUACUGCUGCUGUUGCUGCGAGUACUGCUGCUGCUGCGAGUACUGCUGCUGCUGAGAGUACUGCUGGUCGUAGGCGCUGCCCUCCGAGUAAUACGACUGUGACCCGGCAUCAUGCGACUGGUGCACGGACUCGCCAGCCGCUCCAGGUACAGCAGCAGUGUUGUAGUAGUGUUGGUAGUUGUACUGUGCGUCGGCCGGGUCAACUGCGUAGCUCGCGCCUGGAGGAUACCCAAUAACAUCUGCGCCGUAUGCCUGUUGCUCUCCAUGGUAAGGAUUGUACGCAUGUUCCCCGGCCGCAGCAGCAGCGCCGUAACUUGCCUCGGUCGUGUCGACGAGGUACUGAUCAUGGUGCUGGUGCCCGUAGUUGGGGACCGGCGCCAUAUGAGCAUCAAGCGGGUCAUUGUUGAGCGAGAUCAUGCUCGGUCCGGGGGAGUGAUUGUGCUCGUUCCGCCCUGGAACAGGGUCCACCGGCGCCUUGGUGUCGUAGAAAGUGUCCCGGAUAUCAUCGCGCUUCGACCUGCGUUUGCGGGCGACGACGAACCACAGACCGAGCACGACCACAAGUCCUACGCCGACGAAUGUCC